Lolium rigidum is the source of this 4135-nucleotide messenger RNA. Its product is annotated as symplekin-like. The record is from RefSeq and is a predicted model, not a curated record. The transcript has 27 exons. Bases 16 to 3849 code for a protein of 1277 amino acids. NCBI's taxonomy places the organism in Eukaryota, Viridiplantae, Streptophyta, Magnoliopsida, Poales, Poaceae.
GUCCGUCUCCGUACGAUGGCGGUCGCCCUCCCGCCGGCCUUCCUCCCGCACGGCCUCCCCCGGCCGGACGCUACCUCCGCUGGAGAGAUGGGGCUGCGCCUGCGGCAGGUGCGCCAGCUCCGCCGGGCGCCUCUCCACGAGCUCGUCCCCCGCCUCGCCGACCUCCGCGCCGACGAGGCCGGCCCCGUGCGCAAGAUCGUUGCCGAGAUGAUUGGCGAGGUCGGGUCAAAGCACACGGCGUAUAUACCCGACGUGAUGCCCUCCCUGCUGGAUCUUCUGAAUGACGAAACACCUGCAGUUGCGAGGCAGGCUGUUAAAACAGGAACAGACUUGUUUGCCAAAGUACUACAACAGCUAGUUAUCCAGGGUUUGUUCGCGAGCGGCGGGAUUGAUGAUUCGCUCAAAGUGUCAUGGGAAUGGAUGCUCAAGCUUAAAUCGGCGGUGUCGCUCAUGGCAUUUCAGCCUACUAGCAAUGAAGGAGUCCGGUUGCUGGCUGUUAAGUUUGUUCAGAAAACAGUUCUCAUGCACACCCCAGAUCCUGAUAUCGCAUCAGAUCCACCAAACCAAGCUACAGAAGAUAUGGGAUUCAAUAUAGCGUGGUUAAGGGGAGGUCAUCCUUUACUCAAUGUUGGUGAUCUAGCCAUGGAAGCCAGCCAGAGCCUUGGACUGUUGCUAGAACAACUUAAGUCUCCUAAAAUAAGAUCACUCAGCACUUCGAUGAUCAUUGUCUUUGUUAGCAGCCUCUCAGCUAUUGCUCAAAGAAGGCCUUCCUUUUAUGGGCGCAUACUUCCAGUUUUACUUUCUUUGGACCCAGCAAAUACCAUUAUUAAAACGCAAGUUCCAGGCGCAUUCCAUGCUUUGAAGAGUGCCAUUGAUGCAUGCCUGAAAUGUACACAUUCAAGUGCUGAGCCGUGGCGGGCUCGCUUGUUAGAAGCUCAAAAUAUUAUAAACCAGGGGGAUUCAGUAGAUCAUACUGCGAACGAUUCGACAGAACAUACCGCAAAUGCUGCUAGGAGUAUUGGGGACACUUCAAACAGGGCUGAAUCAUUGCCUCUCACAGAGACGAGCACUGACAACAGUAACAAACGAAAUCUGGGUGAUGACAUGAAUAAUAUUCUAGAAGAUGAUGGUCAUUCUAGUAAAAGAGCCAGACAGUCACAUGAUGCUCAAGAACAUAGUGAGGAGACAAAUAAGAGAAAUAUGGAGGCAGCCUCUGUUGGUUCAUCAUCUAAUCAGCAUGUCCCUGCAAGAACUGGGAACUCUGAAGCUGUAUAUCAAUUAAUUAGUAUGUUUGCUCCAUUAGCUGCGCAAGGCGACAGAGCUGCUGUAUCACUACAAAUCCUGUCAUCUAGUAUCGCUGCUGACUUAUUAGCGGAGGUGGUAAUGGUUAACAUGCAACACUUGCCAGUUUCUCAUCCUGUAGAUCAACAACAACCUCCUUCAAGUAGCCAGUCCUCUAUUGCUCCAGGUCGCUUUCCUCUGUUAGAGUCCCUAUGGAAGACAAUAGGUGAAACUGAUAAAGAUGAAGUGCCUCCACCUGAGGAAUCUGCUCCAGUGACAUCUGCUGCUGGUGACACCACACCAGUUCUUGUCAGUUCUCCUGUUCUUACCACAUUAAAAACGCCGAAGGAAGAGAACAGUAACAGUUCAGCAGUUCCAUUUAACAGUUCAGCUGUUUCAUUAGAUAUAGAAACAGUAGAUGUUAAAGUACCCGGUGCAGAUGCCGCUGAGUUAUCGAUUGAGGUUCAGGAAUCAUCAGAAACUUCCCAUGCUUCUACAGAACCUCAGGGAACCCAAGAACAUUCUGGCAGUUUUAUGAGUUCAUUGCCUGCUGACAAUUCUUCAGUUGGUGUCAGUUUGGCUCAAUCUUCCGAAACUCGCAGUCCAAGUUCUUCUACUAUUGAAGGAAGCCAGUCACAAUUUUCAUCUAUGAAUGCCCUUACUUCACAGCAUGUUCUUCCAAAGUUGGUUGUGACUAAUGUCGAUCUAACUGAUGAGGCUAAAGAUCUCCUUCAAAAAGAAGCGUUUCUGCGCAUUCUUGCGAGAGAUAAGCAGGAAGAAUCUGGUGGUUCAAAAGCUCGGCUUCCAUUGCUUUCUCACUUGGGUGUUGAGUUUCCUUUGGAGUUGGACCCUUGGGCGCUUCUCCAGAAGCAUGUGCUAUCUGAUUAUGUAAAUAAUGAGGGACACGAGUUGACACUGUGCGUUCUGAACAGGUUGUAUCGUGAGGCAGAACAGGAUGUGGACUUUCUUUCAUCUAGAACCGCAACAUCAGUUUAUGAAUCAUUUGUUCUGACAAUAGCCGAAAAUCUCCGUGAUAUGUUUCCGGCUUCAGACAAAUCACUUGGCAAAUUGCUCUGUGAGAUACCAUACUUACCAGAAGGUGUAUUAAAGCUGCUAGAGGAUCUAUGCUCUCCUGGAAAUAAUGAGAAGCAGGACAAGGAUCUUCAGAGUGGUGAUAGGGUAACUCAAGGUCUAAGUGCUGUCUGGAACCUGAUCAUGUUAAGACCUUCAAACCGGGACAGAUGUCUGGAGAUUGCUUUGCAGAGUUCAAUCAAUCGUCUAGAUGAGGUCCGCAUGAAGGCAAUACGUUUGGUAGCAAAUAAGUUAUUUCCCGUGGCAAGCAUUUCCAAAAGGAUUGAAGAGUUUGCAAAUGAAAAACUUAAUUCAGUCCUGGAAGUGAUUCCAGUGGCUGAAUCUGCAUCAGCUUCUGAAAUGGUUACGCCCGAAGCUCACCAGGAUGGUGGUUUAGAAAAUUUGUCCUCGGUGGCAGAUGCUCAAACUUUGAUGUCACUCUAUUUUGCUUUGUGCACCAAGAAACAUUCCCUUCUCCAGCGUGUAUUUACAAUAUACGGCAGUCUACCACAGGCUGCCAAACAGGCAGUUCACAAACAAGUACCCAUUCUGAUCCGCACGAUACGAUCCUCUGCUGACCUUCUUGGGAUCAUCUCAGAUGCGCCAGCUGACAGUCGGGAGCUCCUCAUGCAGGUUGUACAGACUCUCACUGAUGGAGUAGUGCCAUCUCAAGAUAUGAUUUCCUCCGUGAAGAACCUCUAUUCAAAAACGAAGGAUGUCGAGUUUCUCUUUCCAGUCAUGGCUCAUCUGCCAAAAGAUGAGGUUAUGUCCGUGUUUCCCAAUAUUGUUAACCUUCCUCUGGAUAAGUUUCAAGUUGCCCUUUCUCGAAUCCUGCAGGGAUCACCACAACAUGGCCCUUCUCUUGAUCCAUCAGAAAUUUUGAUUGCGAUUCAUGUAAUAGAUCCCGAAAAAGAAGGGAUACCGCUGAAAAAGGUCAUAGAUGCAUGUGCUGCUUGCUUCGAGCAAAGGACAAUAUUCACUCAGCAAGUUUUGGCAAAAGCACUAAAUCAAUUGGUUGAACAGAUUCCCCUUCCUUUGUUGUUCAUGCGAACUGUUAUGCAAGCGAUAGGUGCAUUUCCUGCAUUGGUGGAUUUUGUGAUGGAGAUCAUGUCACGCCUUGUUAGCAAGCAGAUAUGGAAAUAUCCAAAGUUAUGGGUAGGAUUCCUGAAGUGUGCUAUCCUGACGAAACCUCAGUCAUAUGGUGUGUUACUGCAGUUACCAGCUCCACAACUUGAAAAUGCCUUGAAUAAGAAUCCUGUACUCAAGGCGCCCUUGGUCGAGCACGCCAGCCAGCCAAACGUGCGAUCCACUCUUCCGAGGUCUAGCUUGGUGGUUUUGGGUCUUGCUGAAGACCAGCAGCAACCUGCACCUGAGGCACAGAGCAGCCAGGCACAGAGCAGCCAGGCACAAAGCAGCCAAAACCAGGCGGCCGAAACCAGCAGCUCUGCUGCAGAUACUACGACGGAAGUAACUCAGGAAUCAUCUGCUGCAAGUUAAACAUCUCCCCGGUACCCGUGUUCACCUGCUGGAGAAGAUGGCAUGUCAGAGCGAAUUUGUCGAAGCAUGACUUGGUUGCUGCACGAUUUUGGGCAGCCCGAUGUACAAAACAUUUACCUUAAAUUAAAAAUUAUAUAGUGAUAGGAGAGAGUUGUUGGUCAGCCAGCCCUGUUAUGUAUUUGUAUUUUUGUAGCAUAUAUUUCCGAGCACUAGACUGGUGGCUUUGUAUGAAUUUGGACAAAGUAAACAUGUGUGAUGGAUGGUGGUCAGGCUGCUGCCUUUAUUA